CCGGCUCUAAGAUGUAUGGUCCCUCUGGGUCCUAUUGGGCUCCAGACUGCAGUCCUCUGUGGGGUGAGGGGAGUGGAGUGGCCUGGGGUUUUGUUUGGCAAAGCCUGCCUGUUAUCCGGCCCAGGCUGUUUCCAGGGCAUUAUAAAUCGCAUCGGCUUGGGAAGGAGGAGUCGCAGAUGUGGCCAAGGCAAAGUAUAUGGGAAGGUGGGAGAUUUGAAAUGAAGGACUGACUCAAGGCUUUUGGGCCAAAAUACAGGCUGGGGCCGUCUCCAUGGCAAUCAGACACCAGGGAGGGCUCAGCCGUGAUGCCUCUGAGGUGGAAGCCCUGACUUGUAAGCCAGAAAGAGCCCGUGCUCAGUGGCCUGUGGGUCAGUGCUGCCUCGCUCUAUUUGCUUCCAUCUGCCUCUUUGCAGACAGACCUGGGCUGCUGCCUAAACUGAGGGGAUUGAGCAGAGCUUGAACAACGUUCCGGGUCUAGAGAGUUAAACAGAAGAAAACAUGCUGCCCCCUCUCCUUCAAACCCCCAGCCUCACUGUGUGCCCUGGUGUAGCCUUCGCUCCAUCUGAGAGGGAGGUCGAGAGGAAAAGGGAGGGAACUCUUUCCUUUUGUUCUGUUCUAUUGUAAUUCGGGUAUGAUUUACAAACAGUGCAAUGCACAAAAUGUUAAGUGUCCCUUCUGAUGCAUUUUUGGCAAAUGAAUCAUCUGUGUAACCCGCACCCCAAUCAAGAUAUACAUCUUGGGAGUUCCUGGGUGGCACAACCAGUUAAGUGCUUGGCUGGUAACUGAGAGCCUGUUCGUUCAAACCUACCCAGAGGUGUCUCGGAAGAAAGGCCUGGCAAUCUGCUUCCGAAAAGUCUCAGCCAUGAAAAGCCUGUGGAGCACAGUUCUACUCUGCAACACAAAGGGUCACCGUGAGUUGGAAUUGACGCAACGGUAACUGGUUAGGAUAAAACACACCAGAGAAGUGAAUCAAUAAGAUAUACACAUUUCCAUCAGCCCGUAAGUUUCCCUUUCCUGUCAGUGAGCCCCCUCCCAACCGCUGUUUUGCUGUCCUGAUUUUUAUCACCAUAGAUUUGCUCGCCUGUUCUUGAACUUCAUAACGGUGGAUCAUACAGUAUGUUCUAUUUUGUGUCUGACUUCUUUCGCUCAACCUAAUAUUUUCGAGAUGCAUCCAUGUUGACUGUUGUAGUUGGUUCUUUUUAAUUUCUGAUAUGUGACUAUGCCACAGUUUGUUGAUGGAUGGAACCCUUUGAUUCCGUGAAUUGUCCUGCACCAGCAUUGGUAGGAUUCACAUGUAUCAGGCAUCAGUAGGAUGUCCACCAGCUUUUGUGUGCUGAGAGCUAAGAUGAGCUGGUAGGCCCUUAGUGUAGUCUUUGCUGUCUUUACAGUGUUAGCUCCUUUGUUCCCAGACCACUUCCCCACUUUUGUGGCUUCUGCCAAAAGGCCACAGUGCCUUUUCUUUCCCUCAUGGACUCGGAGCCACCUCUACCCACUAAGGCUAGAAAGUUCAGCUCACUGGCUGAGAGACCACUGGUUUCUCCCUAAAGCAGAAAACUGUUCUCCAACCUCAGCUGAGCUGGUGUGUCUCAGUGGGCAGGCCUGUCUGGCCCUGCACGUGCAGAAUGGAGGGGGCUUGUGCAGGCCUUUAGCCUGUAGAUGGUGGGAAGACACUGGGGACUCAGAGCAGGGAAGUGACAUGGGGAAGUCAUAUCUUAACAGGAGGACGGUCCCAGUGGCAGGGACCACGUCUUUUUUCUUCACUGAUGGGAAUCCAGCACCUAGCACCGAAGCUGGCACAUAGUGGCCAUCGAAUAAGGAGGUACGGCAUGAACUAGUGGACUGGAGAAGGGAGAGGGGCCAGGAGUCCUCUGUCACAUUCCUCAUGUGGAAUGUCUGAACUGGGAUGGCUCUGCUGGGAAAAGAAGGAAAGAGUGGGUGUGAGAGAUUUUUUACAAAGAAACCCCAACAGGACGAAUGACUGUUGAACACGGGAGGAAUAAUGGGUGGGAGGAGAGGAUCAAAGAACCAUGCAGUCUUUUUGGGAGAGCACAGACUGAGAGGGCAGGAAUUUGAGUCUAGCUGACCACUAAGUAUGUAAUCUGGGUAAGUCAUUUAACCUGCAGUUAUGGAUUGCCUGGUGUGAUUUUAGCCAGGGACCUGCUUUUAACUUUCUGGGUGACCUUAUUCGAAUCUCUUUCCCUCUCUGGGUUUCAGUUUCCUUAUCUACAAAAUUUGAUCUCUUAAGUUCUCUCUAGGUCUAAAUUCCAUAACGCUUUGCCCCUGGGCCUUUGAGUCUGGGAACCUGGGAGUGUUGAGAGGCCCCCAACAGCUAUGGGAAAGUCAAGAGAGGGAACUAGUUUGGGGGCCAGAAAGUGCUUCCUCUAGGUCCUUCCCCUCAUUGGGAUUCCCAGUUUUCCUCCUCUGGUCGCUGGGACCCAGGAAAGUCCAGAGCAUCCCAUCCUUACCCCCUCAGUGGUGACCCCUCACCUCCACAAGCCCCAGAGAGGGAGAGGCCUGCUAUGAAUAGUGCUCUGGAAUCAAAGGCCCUCUUCCCUUGCAGGAAACACAGCGGCCUAAUGGGGCAGGAAAAAGGUGUUUCCGAAAGGGAGGCCAGAAGAGGGUGGAGGGGGAGGUGGGCGUUUGGGAGCCAGAUGAGUUCCCGGGUGCUGGAGGAGGGAUGCUGUGACAGUGGCUGGGAGGGGGCUCAGUGGGCAGGGUUAGUGCCAGCUUAUAGGGCUGGUUGGCACAUGGCUCUGCCACCUAAGAACCCCAUGAGAACAGCCAGGGAGAAAGGCCGAAGGGGUCUUGGGCUGGGAGAUGGAGGAUUUCAGAUCUACAGAAGGACUGAAAGUGCCACAUUCAUUAAUUCACGGAUCCAGUCAUUCAUUCACCAAGCUUUUCCCACAGUUUAGGACUGUGCUAGGUGUAAGGAUAAGCAAUGUAAGGCUCAUUUAUAAACAAUUGGUAAGCAAGAUAAUUAUAUCCCAGUUACUCCCCAGGGCGGUAGGAGGAUGGAGGAGGGAAUUGCAGCCACUGGAGGGGGCAAGAAAGGCUCCUGGGAGGUGGGUGCCAUUGGGCUUGCAGGAAGUAAGUCAGGCAAAGAAUGGGUGGGAAGGUCAGGGGGUGGAAGGGCAUUCCAGGCAGAGGGUGAGAAAUACCAGGACUUUUCAUCUCUUCUCCCCUAACCAGUUAGCAUGGAGUCAGUUCAACUCAUGGGGACCCCACGUGUGUCAGAGUAGAACUGCACUCCACAGAGUUUCCAAUGGCUGAUUUUUCAGAAGUAGAUCACCUGGACCUUCUUUCGAGGCACCUCUGGGUGGACUCAAACCUCCAACCUUUCAGUUAGCAGCGGAACGUAUUAACCGUGUGUAUCAAAGCCCCAUCUUCUGUCCAUCCUGGGCCACCAGCAGAGGUCUAAGAGCAGCCCUUAACCCCUUCUCAGAGACCUAGCAAAUACCUGGAGCCCUGUCUCUGGAGAAUGGCACCCCUCCUGGCCAGCAAAGAGUAUCAUACCAUCUUCUGUAUUGAAAAUGUGUUAGACUCUCAAAUGCCAUCUCACUGAAGAGCCCUCAAAAAUCAGUAAUCUUCCCCUGUGAAAACAGAGGCUUAAUUCACCUCAGGCUUCUGCAGUGGCGAACUUCACAGCGAAAGCUCAGGCCAGCAGGCCCGUCUGUGGGGCGGAGGGUGAUGGGGAGUCAGGCCGGGAGCUGCAGCCCUGACUCCUGCCUCCCUGCUUCUCCACAAUCCUGCCAGACGGCAGGGCCCCCCUUAAUGGCUGGAGGGGGCCGAGAUGAAAACAGGCUGUAGUUUCUGCUAGGAAACCCCAGAGAAAUCUGCUGUGGUGUCAAGUUGAGAUUUUGUUGUGUUCCCACGCCACCAGCAGUGUUGUUGAAACAUUUCCAUCCCACACACUUAGCCAGGGUCGAGUGUGAUUAGUACCCAAGGCAGGGUCCUGGCACCCUCUGAGGAGCUGGCAAGCUUCAGCCUCUGCCCUCACCCCCAUUUUGUGAACAGUGCGUAGUGAUUUUGGGGGUAUGUUCUUGUCCAGCGUCCCUCAGCCCAGCCUACAGAACAGCACUCAGUCCUGUCCUUAUGCCUGUGUGCCCAGCCAGAUAUGUGCAGUGACUUACAGGGCCUCUAGCAGGGCUGGAUUUCAGGACAUUUGUUCUCCACAGGGAGAUCACUUUCAAAGCGUCACUGUGGUCCCAGGGCUUCUCCUGUGCCAGCCACAGGAGCAACUAAGGUCAGAAAUCACUUAGCACCUCCAACUCACUCUAUACGAUCUCCAAAUUAGCACCUUCCUCUAUUGGUCAUCAAAUACAAUGGGAUAUUUCUCCAUCUUCCCAGUUUUCAAGUGGGUAAACUGAGGACAGCCACUUAGACUUGAAAGAGUAACUAAUUAAAGCCCAGGAAUAGGGGCUGGGAUCCAGCCCCUUUACUGUAAUAACGCUGAAAAACGCCAAAUGUGGUGUUUGUUCCAAUAGGAGUGGAAAGGUGAAGAGAAGCGGGGAGGCUGCAUCUACUUGUCAUUUCUGGAAUUUGCUGGAGGGUGAAAGGACUCCUCAGGGCCCUGGAAAGGAAGCUGUCUGCAUGCGGGGGCGUGUCUGAGGACAGUAAUCCUUGUCUUUGGCCUUGCUGACCAUGAAUGGGAUGGCCAAUGUGAACUCUGCCAGCCGCCCCCACUAUGCCUCCUCCAUCCCUGUGCCCCGAGCUUCUUCCCAGACCAGGAUUCAUACACCGGGCGCUUCUCCCCAGCUGCGGCCGCGCCAGGCUGGCCUGGCCCUCAGCCCCCAGAGAGCGGCCUCCCCAAGACUGGGCAAGGCAGCAGGCCCUUCCAGAAACUCCUCUCCUCGGGCCUCUCGGGGCAGAGGCUCCCCCAAGGCUGCUGGGGCAGUGAGGGAGUCAGCUGAGGGUGGUGAAGGCCUCUCUGGCUCCCCAUGGAGCAGCCCCAGGGUAACCCCGAAAGCAGCCCUCCCCAGCUGGGCUGGGCCCAGAAGAGCUGGGGAGACACAGAGCAGCCAGGGCAAGAAGAAGAAGGCCCAGGAAGGGAUUCCGAUCUGCCAGGCCCGGGGCAGGAGCCCAUCCCGCACAAGCUCUCAUGGAGAAACCCAAAUACCAGCAGCUCCUAUAGGUCGAAAGCCUCCUAACUGCCCAGGAAAAGACCAAAAAGAUGUAAACUUCAGAAGUUCUGGGAUCCCCAGGCCCUUAGAGCAUGAUGAGGGGGCCGCUUCUGGGGCUUCUUCUCCAGUCAGCAGCCCAGUGCAGAGCAAACGGCCCUCCCCGGCCCCAGGGACCAUUAGCUUCUCUUCCGUUCAUCAGCAGAGUCAACCAGUCACAGCCACAGUGGCCCCCUUCCAGUACAGGCUGCAGGCAGACCAGGAGCCUGGCCCUUUUCCCCAGAGCAGCUGGGCCCUCGAUGGCUCCUCCAGCCCCACUGGUGGAAUUGAGGAGAGCUUCUCCUGCAUGGUGCCUGCAGACGCGCGGAUCUUCCAUGCGCUCCUUGAGGGCAGAAUGCUGGGCAGCAGCGUCAAGACCGUGCAGCCUGAGGUGGAGCUGAGCGGCGGCGGCGACGAGGGCGCAGACGAAACGCGGGGCGCGGGCAGGAAGGCGGCCGCGGACGGCAGAGGCAUGCUCCCCAAGCGCGCCAAGGCGCCCGGCGGUGGUGGCGGCAUGGCCAAGGCCAGCGCGGCUGAGCUGAAGGUCUUCAAGUCGGGCAGCGUGGACGGUCGUGGCCCCGGCGGGCCGCCGGCCUCCAACCUGCGCAAGCAGAAGUCGCUCACCAACCUCUCAUUCCUCACGGACUCUGAGAAAAAGCUGCAGCUCUAUGAGCCUGAGUGGAGCGACGAUAUGGCCAAGGCGCCCAAGGGUUUGGGCAAGGCGGGGCCCAAGGGCCGUGAGGCUCCGCUCAUGUCCAAGACUCUGUCCAAGUCGGAGCACUCGCUCUUCCAGGCCAAGGGCAGCCCGGCGAGCAGCGCCAAGACCCCUCUCGCACCGCUUGCGCCCAGCCUGGGAAAGCCGAGCCGCAUUCCGCGCGGCCCCUACGCUGAGGUCAAGCCGCUCAGCAAGGCUCCCGAGGCGGCUGUGAGCGACGAUGGCAAGUCGGACGAUGAGCUGCUCUCCAGCAAGGCCAAAGCACAGAAGGGUUCCGGGCCAGUGCCCGCCGCAAAGGGCCAGGAGGAGCGCGCCUACCUCAAGGUGGACCCGGAGCUCGUGGUGACCGUGCUGGGCGACCUGGAGCAGCUGCUCUUCAGUCAGAUGCUGGGCAGAUACAUCUCUCUGAGUCUCCCAGCUGUCUGGUCAGCAGACCUAGCCCACAAAGGGGCCCUUGUCUGGGAGUUCUCAUGGGGAACCGUGCCACUAGUCACAGUCCUGAUGGCCACCUUUGUCGCUGACCCAGAGUCCCAGAGAAAGAGAACAGUACAGAAUGUCCUGGAUCUUCGCCAGAACCUGGAGGAGACCAUGUCCAGCCUGCGAGGGUCCCAGGUGACGCACAGCUCCCUGGAUAUGACCUGCUACGACAGUGAUGACGCCAACCCUCGCAGCGUAUCCAGCCUCUCCAACCGCUCUUCGCCUCUCUCCUGGCGCUACGGCCAGUCCAGCCCCCGGCUGCAGGCUGGCGACGCUCCUUCGGUGGGUGGCAGCUGCCGCUCGGAGGGGACGCCCGCCUGGUACAUGCACGGGGAGCGGGCCCACUACUCCCACACCAUGCCCAUGCGUAGCCCCAGCAAGCUCAGCCACAUCUCGCGCCUGGAGCUGGUCGAGUCCCUGGACUCAGAUGAGGUGGACCUCAAGUCCGGCUACAUGAGUGACAGUGACCUCAUGGGCAAGACCAUGACAGAGGUCGACGACAUCACUACCGGCUGGGAUGAAAGCAGUUCCAUUAGCAGUGGGCUCAGCGAUGCCUCGGACAACCUCAGCUCGGAAGAGUUCAAUGCCAGCUCCUCACUCAAUUCCCUCCCAACGACUCCCACUGCUUCUCGCAGGAACUCUACAAUAGUGCUACGCACAGACUCAGAGAAGCGUUCUCUGGCAGAAAGCGGGCUAAACUGGUUUAGUGAAUCAGAGGAGAAGGCCCCCAAAAAACUGGAAUACGACAGUGGGAGCCUGAAGAUGGAACCUGGGACUUCUAAGUGGCGGAGGGAGCGGCCUGAGAGUUGUGAAGACUCAUCCAAGGUUGGAGAACUGAAAAAGCCCAUCAGCCUGGGACACCCUGGUUCCCUGAAGAAGGGAAAGACCCCACCAGUUGCUGUCACAUCCCCCAUUACUCAUACAGCCCAGAGUGCCCUCAAAGUUGCAGGCAAACCUGAAAGUAAAGCUACAGACAAGGGUAAGCUUGCAGUGAAGAAUACUGGGCUACAGCGCUCCUCUUCUGAUGCUGGCCGGGAUCGCCUGAGCGAUGCCAAGAAGCCCCCCUCAGGCAUUGCUCGCCCUUCCACUUCAGGAUCCUUUGGCUACAAAAAGCCUCCUCCUGCCACAGGCACGGCCACCGUCAUGCAGACUGGUGGUUCAGCCACUCUCAGCAAGAUCCAGAAGUCCUCAGGCAUCCCUGUCAAGCCAGUAAAUGGACGCAAGACUAGCUUAGAUGUAUCCAACAGUGCAGAGCCUGGAUUCCUGGCUCCUGGAGCCCGCUCAAACAUCCAGUACCGCAGCCUGCCCCGGCCAGCCAAGUCAAGUUCUAUGAGUGUGACUGGGCGGGGUGGACCUCGCCCUGUUAGUAGCAGCAUUGACCCCAGUCUUCUCAGCACCAAGCAGGGAGGUCUUACACCCUCCAGACUGAAGGAGCCUUCCAAGGUACCCAGUGGGCGCACCACUCCAGCCCCUGUCAAUCAGACAGAUCGGGAAAAGGAGAAGGCCAAAGCCAAGGCUGUGGCCUUGGACUCGGACGGCAUCUCCCUAAAGAGCAUCGGCUCCCCAGAAAGUACUCCCAAGAACCAAGCAAGUCACCCCCCAGCCACCAAGUUGGCAGAGCUACCACCAACUCCUCUCAGGGCCACAGCUAAGAGCUUUGUCAAGCCACCUUCACUAGCCAAUCUAGAUAAGGUCAACUCCAACAGCCUGGAUCUACCAUCCUCCAGUGAUGCCCACACUUCAAAGGUCCCAGAUCUGCAUACUGCAAGCUCAGCAACUGGGACCCCUCUCCCUUCUUGUUUCACCCCCAGUCCAGCACCCAUCCUCAAUAUUAACUCAGCCAGCUUCUCCCAGGGCCUGGAGCUAAUGAGUGGUUUCAGUGUCCCAAAGGAGACCCGCAUGUAUCCCAAACUCUCAGGCCUGCACAGGAGCAUGGAGUCUCUCCAGAUGCCAAUGAGCCUGCCCAGUGCCUUUCCCAGCAGUGCUCCCAUCCCCACCCCACCUGCUCCCGCUGCUGCACCCCCAGAGGAGGAGACAGAAGAGCUGACCUGGAGUGGAAGCCCCAGAACUGGGCAGCUGGACAGUAAUCAGCGGGAUCGGAACACCCUUCCCAAGAAAGGGCUCAGGUACCAGCUUCAGUCCCAGGAGGAGACCAAGGAAAGGCGACACUCCCAUACCAUCGGUGGGCUGUCCGAAUCAGACGACCAGGCAGAACUGCCUUCUCCACCUGCACUCCCCAUGUCCUUGAGUGCCAAAGGCCAGCUUACCAACAUAGUGAGUCCCACUGCGGCUACCACGCCAAGAAUCACCCGCUCCAACAGCAUCCCCACCCACGAGGCGGCCUUCGAGCUGUACAGCGGCUCCCAAAUGGGGAGCACCCUGUCCCUGGCCGAGAGACCCAAGGGAAUGAUUCGGUCAGGAUCCUUCCGAGACCCCACGGACGAUGUUCAUGGCUCAGUGCUGUCCCUGGCCUCCAGUGCCUCCUCCACUUACUCCUCAGCUGAAGAGAGGAUGCAGUCUGAGCAAAUCCGGAAGCUUCGUAGGGAACUGGAAUCAUCCCAAGAAAAAGUGGCCACCCUGACGUCUCAGCUUUCUGCCAAUGCUAAUCUAGUGGCUGCUUUUGAGCAGAGCCUGGUGAAUAUGACAUCCCGCCUACGACACCUGGCAGAGACAGCAGAGGAAAAGGACACUGAGCUGCUGGACUUGAGAGAAACCAUCGACUUUCUGAAGAAAAAAAACUCUGAGGCCCAGGCAGUCAUUCAGGGAGCCCUUAAUGCCUCAGAAACCACACCCAAAGAACUUCGGAUCAAGAGACAGAACUCCUCAGACAGCAUCUCUAGCCUCAACAGCAUCACCAGCCAUUCCAGCAUUGGCAGCGGCAAGGAUGCUGACGCAAAGAAGAAGAAGAAAAAGAGUUGGCUUCGAAGCUCCUUCAACAAAGCCUUCAGUAUAAAAAAGGGACCCAAGUCAGCUUCCUCAUACUCUGAUAUUGAGGAGAUUGCCACACCUGACUCCUCAGCCCCUUCAUCCCCCAAACUACAGCAUGGUUCCACAGAGACUGCUUCACCUUCCAUCAAGUCCUCCAACUCAUCCUCUGUGGGCAUUGAUGUCACUGAGGGCCCUGCUAACUCGGUUCCUCACACUAGGAUCUUCCAUGCCAAUGAGGAGGAGGAGCCCGAGAAGAAGGAGGUAUCAGAGCUGCGUUCUGAACUAUGGGAAAAAGAAAUGAAGCUUACGGACAUACGCUUAGAAGCCCUCAACUCUGCCCAUCAACUGGACCAGCUUCGAGAGACCAUGCACAACAUGCAGCUGGAGGUGGACCUGCUGAAAGCAGAAAAUGACCGGCUGAAGGUAGCCCCAGGCCCCUCAACAGGCUCCACUCCGGGGCAGGUCCCUGGAUCAUCUGCUUUAUCAUCCCCUCGCCGCUCCCUGGGCCUUGCGCUCACCCAUUCCUUCAGCCCAAGCCUCACAGACACAGACCUGUCACCCAUGGAUGGCAUCAGUACCUGUGGUCCAAAGGAGGAAGUGACCCUUCGAGUGGUGGUGAGGAUGCCCCCCCAGCACAUCAUCAAAGGGGACUUGAAGCAACAGGAAUUCUUCCUGGGAUGUAGCAAGGUCAGUGGAAAAGUUGACUGGAAGAUGCUGGAUGAAGCUGUUUUCCAAGUAUUCAAGGACUAUAUUUCUAAAAUGGACCCAGCCUCUACCCUGGGACUAAGCACGGAAUCCAUCCACGGCUACAGCAUCAGCCACGUGAGGCGAGUGUUGGAUGCUGAGCCCCCAGAGAUGCCUCCCUGCCGCCGAGGUGUCAAUAACAUAUCAGUCUCCCUUAAAGGUCUGAAGGAGAAAUGCGUUGACAGCCUGGUGUUUGAGACUCUGAUUCCCAAGCCAAUGAUGCAACACUACAUAAGCCUCCUGCUCAAGCACCGGCGCCUCGUCCUCUCAGGCCCCAGCGGCACAGGCAAGACCUACCUGACCAAUCGACUGGCUGAGUACCUAGUGGAGCGCUCAGGCCGUGAGGUCACUGAGGGCAUCGUCAGCACCUUCAACAUGCACCAGCAGUCUUGUAAGGAUCUGCAACUCUAUCUCUCCAACCUGGCUAACCAGAUAGACCGGGAAACAGGAAUUGGGGAUGUACCCCUGGUGAUCCUAUUGGAUGACCUAAGUGAAGCAGGCUCCAUCAGUGAGCUGGUCAAUGGGGCUCUCACCUGCAAGUAUCACAAAUGUCCCUAUAUUAUAGGUACCACCAAUCAGCCUGUAAAAAUGACACCCAACCAUGGCUUGCAUUUGAGCUUCAGGAUGCUGACCUUCUCCAACAACGUGGAGCCAGCCAAUGGCUUCCUGGUUCGUUACCUGAGGAGGAAGCUGGUGGAGUCAGACAGUGACAUCAACGCCAACAAGGAAGAGCUGCUUCGGGUGCUCGACUGGGUACCCAAGCUGUGGUAUCAUCUCCACACCUUCCUUGAGAAGCACAGCACCUCAGACUUCCUCAUCGGCCCCUGCUUUUUUCUGUCCUGUCCCAUUGGCAUUGAGGACUUCCGGACUUGGUUCAUUGACCUGUGGAACAACUCCAUCAUUCCCUACCUACAGGAAGGAGCCAAGGAUGGGAUCAAGGUCCAUGGACAGAAAGCUGCUUGGGAAGACCCAGUGGAGUGGGUCCGGGACACUCUUCCCUGGCCGUCGGCCCAGCAAGACCAAUCAAAGCUGUACCACCUGCCACCACCCACCGUGGGCCCUCACAGCAUUGCCUCACCUCCCGAGGACAGGACAGUCAAAGACAGCACCCCAAGUUCUCUGGACUCAGACCCCCUGAUGGCCAUGCUGCUGAAACUCCAAGAAGCUGCCAACUACAUUGAAUCUCCAGAUCGAGAAACCAUCCUGGAUCCCAACCUCCAGGCAACGCUCUGAGGGUCCGGCAGUCAUUGUCACCCCGGAGAGCAGAAUGGGCUGGCCUCAGCUAUGUUAGCUCCUCCUCUCCCCCCUCUUCUUUCAGAGCACUGGCUCUCCAGCCCCAAGAGGAGAGCAGGAGGGAGGAGGAGGUGUCAGGAGAGGGACAGGUUCUUGGUGCUGCACCUUUGAGAACUUCCUAGUAAGGACUGGUGGGGUGGCGUUUGGGAACUUGCGUCCCCUAGAUACAUUUACUGGCCUGCUCUUGUGACUUUGGGGAAAAGACGAUUCUGGGUCUUUCUCCUUGAUUUCCUGUCUCAGUUACAAACUCCUGGGGCUUUCUGGAGAGGUGUGCAGAAGACAUAUAAAAAAAAAAAAAAAAAACCUGCGGCAACUCCUCAAUGAUUAUUAUGAACAACUGUGAGAGAGACAGGCCUACGUGGAGAAAUCUGAGGGCAACAAAGAGCGCCCCAUAUUUUCUCACAGACCCUUCCCAAUUCCGUCACCACUGCCAAAACUCUUCCCCCAGAGAUCUGGCUGGAGCCCAGAAAAAAAGAAGCAUGUGGUUUAAAUGAUGUUUAAAUCAAUCUAUAAAAGGAAAAAAAAAAAAAAGAUGAAGCUGGAGAGGACCCAGAUGCCAAGGUAGAGAGAGAGCUGCCUGCUCCUGCCCUCUGGAUGACAUAGGAGACAUUGACAAGAUGGCUGCCAAUUUAAGAAGUCACCAAACCCCAAAAAUAACAUUACAGCCCCGUCUUUAUACUCUCUAAUUUAACAUGCAUGAGAGAAUCAAUAAACCCUACUUUUUUGUUUUUUUGUUUUUAAUUUUUUCUCUCAUUUGCCUAUUUAUUUUCCUUUUCUCUUUUGGUUUGUUUUUUCCAUUUCCUCCCAUGUCUAUGAGAUGCUUGGAUUGCUUUUCCAGGGGCUGGACUGCUUUUACCAAAUGGGUUUUCUUUGGAGAAUUGGAUGCCAUCUAAUUGGCACCAGCUAGUCACCCAUGCCACUAUCUUUGGCAUCUUGGGGCUUAUAUGAGACAUGAAGCAUUGUCUCAGACGUAGCAGGAAAAGAGGAACCCAGUUCCCUUGGCUUCCCUCUUAAGAAAGCACACAUUCUGCCUGGAAGUUCAACUGCCAGCCUCUGGCGUGAGAGGAAAUAGCCCCAUCUUGAUAGAAGAUCUACUGUGAGUUUCAUCAUGGACUGGAGGAAAACCAGGAAACUGGAAAUAUUCCUCUGUGGCUUAUUUGGCCCCUUGCUGCACUAUCCUCACGGCAGCCACCUUGCCUGGCUGAAUCCAAAUUCCCUAGCUGGCCCUUACUAUUUGUCUUUGACAAGUGAAUAUAAGAGAUGGGACAUCCAUGUGAGAUACUCCUAAAUGGGAAUACAAGGCUCAAGGAGUUUAACUGAAUGGCUAAUAUCUGCCUUCCAAAGGGAUCCCACCUUCUGCAGAAGCUGCCCCUUUCCUACUAUCUUGACGGUCUGCAGUACGUAUCCCUUCAUUCGACAAGCACUUAUUGAGUGCUUACUGUGUACCAGUCACUAGAUUAAAAAAGAAAAUAAAAAGAUAAAACUUGGGCCCAUGAGUUCACAUUCUAUUGGGAAAUGUAAAUGUCCAUUAGAUGCACACUACAUUUGUGAUCGAGACCUUCCGGAUCAUACAAGAAAUAUAGCUGAAACCCAAGGAGCCAGCUAGAAAGAAGCCUUAGAUGUUCAAUACAUUGGGGGCAGAAGAUCUGGGAUCAAAUCAGAAUGGAGCCUGAAGGACUGUGGAAUCUUGCCUGUCUGGAGUGAGCACUUCCUGCCAUUUCUGAAAGUCCCUGUAGGACCAGUUUGCUGGCUGAGCUGUCUGGUGAGGCUGAAGUUUCAGGGCUCUGCAGAUCAGGGAUAUGUGGUGAGCCUCGGCCUAAGUGUUUGCUCUUCAGAUUCCUAGGUAGCACAAGACUUGAUCAGAGUCUACAAGCAUACUAACCUGGAUCACUCUGUUCCACCUAACCUACGAGUAGAUGCAUCUGAAUCUUCAUGUCAGAGUAUUUUCAUUUAGGUCCACGAGAUGGCCCAGAUAGCCCCCAAGAAAUCUUCUGUAUUCAUCUGAUAGCUUCCAGAAAUGACAGGGUCCUCCAUGCUAGAGACUAUUAUUGCUAUUGCUGCUAAUUCCAUGAGUUGUGAAGAACCCCAACCAACUCAGCUGUAAAAUAUGCAAUCAUACGGUGGGAAGAGGCUCUUGGUCCAAGGAUGGUGCUGAAAUCACUGCCUUAAGGUCUCCGCUGUGCAGAAUGAGGAGGCCCCAGAGCUAAGUGUUCUAACGUAGAAGGAAGGGAAGACUGGAUGGGCCUUCUUUGGACCUAUAUCUCUUCUGAACCCUAUCCUAAGCUCCAGUCCUGUGGCAAAGCUCAGACUUUUAAUGCCAUCUUAAUCUGAUGGUUGAGCCCUUAACUCUAUUUUCUGGUGCUGCCCAGCCAGUGCCUUCUGAUACGGAUGUUACUGGCUACUUGAGAAAAAGGAGAGGGGAGAAUACCUUCUUCUAUUCCAACUGCCUCAGACCCCCCCACAAAGGAAUUCUCGUCUCUUGUAAUUGUGGAUACCACCGUGAAUUUUAUUUGGAUCCUCAGCAGGUUGACUCUGGAGGUCUCUCAUGCUGUGACUUUUCGUUUCUUUUCCUGGGAUCCACCACCCUCUACUCUCGGUUGACUGCUGCAUUUCGCCCAGGUCUCCAGUUGCUUUCCUCCAGAAAGUGUGUUCACAUCUUGUGAGGUGGUGUUGCAGCCUCAGUUUUCCCUCUGGAGACUGGCACCCUGUUUACAGUUGCACACCUGGGCCUCUCACUGUGGGGAUCAAUCUUCUCAUAAAGGAAUCAUGGUUAUGUGGCAACUGCAGAAGGUUGAGCCUCCUCAUGGUGCUAUAACCCCUUGGGACGCUCAUCCAGACUUCUCUGAAGCAGAAAACCUGAAUCCCCCCCACACACACACUGCCCUAGAAUUUAUGGCAAAAGCAAAUCCACAGCAUUCUCUCCUACCUACACUUCUUGGCUGAGACUAUUGGAAUCCUUCAAAAAAGAAACGCUGGGUCCCAUCGCUAAUCUCAACCCUCAGAUAACCUUCAGAAGAUUCUAGCCUAAGACUGGAAUUUAGGCUAUACCCUUCCUCUCCAACUCUGCAACUCCAUCCCUCAUCAAAGCUGGCUAGUAAAUGACAUGGUUCAAUAUCCAACAUCAACCUAUGGGGAGUGCCACAAGUCCAGGCGAGGCUCCUCAGCAGAGUCCCUCUCGUUUCUGGAUGAAGAAGACCAAGUUUUGUCCACUGUAUUUGUUUUUCCAUCCCUGCCUAAGCACUAAAAAUAAAAUACUAGGUAAUUGGAGGCUAAUAUGGGACCUGGUGUAUGUACGCAUAUCUCUCUCUCUCUGUCUCUUUCUGUCCCUCUCUCUUGAGUUUGCUGUUUCCUAUCUUCCGAGGCUUCACUAAGUAAUUUUUUUAAAUCUACACUUUGUGGCUGCUCUACGGUGCUUAUCCCUAUCUUUAUGUAAACUCUUAUACCAAUGUCUUUUUUAUGUAGUUUAACCAUUGGGAAGCUAGAGGCUGGCAGGGAAGAAGAAUUUGCUAAAAGUUCAUGGGGGGACCCUACAAUGAAGUCCUUAUUGGUUGGUAUGCGAGGUUUUGAUCUUGAACUACCAACCUUUCCGCUAACCAAUCCAUAUUACUUAAGGAUUUAAGACAAAAUAGUGACUUUUUUUCUUUUUCAUUUCUUGCCUUCUGGCUUUCCUGGCUUGCAAGACUCCAAGUGGACCUAAUCUCUCCAUCUCUUCAUUUCUAGCUCCCGGAGACAAAGGAAUACCCGUUUUCAGUGGUCUAAGAGAUAAGUCUAUUUCCUGUAAUGUUCCAAAAGAGUAGGAAGGGAGAAGUGAUAGCCUGCUGUUUCUCAAAAACACCUCACACCAUCACCUAAGAAGGUGCCCAUAUACAGAAACCCUGCAUAUAUAUGUGAAAUUUGCCUCCAAACAAGGGAAAAAGAAUAGGGCCCAGUCCUGAAAACUGGGAUCAGGAAGACAAGCUACAUGAGACCUUAAGGGUUCUUUAUUGCAGUGUUUGAGAGGGGAAGUUGUCCUAAUCACACGUUUAACACAGCUUUCAAGUGUUGAGGUAACCGGGAUCACCAAACGUAGCUCCUCGUCAAGCUUCAUUCUGUCUUCCCUUAGUGGAUGCUAGAUAAGCUGUGGCUAGUAGGCCAACACCAGGGAUGCCAUCAAAUGUGCUCUUGCAGAGGGUUUAUCAGUGGCAACAGAUACACUAAUGAAAUGCUGGUACACUCAUGAUGACAGUAAUAACUGAUUCACAGCCCCACUGAGGAUGCCAUAAGUAAUAAAACGAUCUUAGAGACACUCUGUUCCUGAAGGCUAAAGCCUGAAGAUACUGCCCUUUAUAAUCCAAUCAGCCUUAUAUAUUCAUGAGCCCUCAAUCACUCCAACCAGCAGGGAUACAUGGGGCCACCAACCUGACUCUCCCCCCAAUGCCAGGGUGCACGUGUGCACGUCUGCCCAGCCAGGACCAGCCACGGACCCUGGGAAAGGUGGAAGUAAACUAGAAGGUGGUAAAGUCCUGAAGUAAAGAAACAGUCAAAGUUUGGAAGCUGCAGGGAGACCAAGACAAUUGAAAAUUAACCCUAGGUCCUCUCAGCUUGAUGUUUUGACCAUCAUUCUUAAUGACUGUGCCAUGGAUAAUUUACUGUGGCAAGGGUGGUCAUGAUGACAAGUGAACCUCUGGUUCACUGACUCAACCCUUUUCAUUUCUCAAAGCAGCAGUUUUCAAAGUGUGGUCCCAAAUCAGCAGCAUCUGGGAAUGUGUUAAAAAUAAUAUUCUCAGGCCCCAUCCCAGACCUACUGGAACAGCAACUCUGGGAAUAGGACCAAGGAAUCUGUGUUUUAACAAACCUUCCCAGUGAUUCUGACGCACACUAAGAUUGAGAUUCACUGUUUUAGAGGGAAAGCCAACUAUCAGUCCCAACACUGAGGGGCUUUCAGACCGAAACUAAAGAAGGUCCCAGGUGACAACUCAGACAUCAUAAUUAAUUUCAAAGUUGCCUUUUUCAUGCUUGUGUUUGUUUUUCAUCUUAUUUUAACAAAGAAAAGAUAGGUGUGCUUCAGGGCAGAAGUUAGGAGAGUGUGUCUUUCCUAGUUGAACACAACCAUCGGUGAAAAAUCUCACAUCUCUGAAAUGUCUACCUGGCAAACUAAAGGGCUUCAACAGAGAAAAGUAGUUGGAAGUCUCUUCCAGAUUGCUCUUCUCUUGGGUUAUAUGUGUCUGCUCUGAACCUUUUUCUGAUUAUGUAAUAAGAUGCAAAAAGUAAAAAAACAAACAAAAAUCUAA
Messenger RNA from Loxodonta africana (African savanna elephant), 16583 nucleotides. It is a transcript of the gene NAV1, whose product is annotated as neuron navigator 1. Gene Ontology annotation, biological process: nervous system development; microtubule bundle formation; neuron migration. NCBI's taxonomy places the organism in Eukaryota, Metazoa, Chordata, Mammalia, Proboscidea, Elephantidae. Gene Ontology annotation, molecular function: ATP hydrolysis activity. The transcript is spliced from 33 exons. The record is from RefSeq and is a predicted model, not a curated record. The coding region runs from base 4642 to 11253 and encodes 2203 amino acids. Gene Ontology annotation, cellular component: axon initial segment; microtubule cytoskeleton.